AUCCCAAUGAAAAAUUCCUGAGUAGCACUGAUGACAUCCUUUUUUAUUGUGUUCCAGCAGGUUCUGAAGAAGCAUCCAUAGAAGCUAUCUGGACCGGGGGCACUCCCAGGGUUGAGAGACCAAACAGCCUCUCUAAUCUCAUCUUCCAGAGGGCUAGGGUCUUUCUCAUAUUCAUCCUGAGCAAACCUGGCUUUUUCUUCAGCUUUCAUAAAGUUAGAGAAAAUAUUUCCAAAAGUUUCAAUGUUCCACUUCUUUAAGACUUGUUUAAGCCCCUUGAGUUUGAGGCCCAGACCAAUCAUACCUCCAUAAUUGUGAUUUUUGCUCCAGAAAUCAUGAACCAAGUUAUGGAAAGUAGGGUGGUUGGUCCAAGAGUUAAUGAAUUUGAAUGGUUUUGGCCCUCCUUUGUCUUCUUUAGUGCAUUGUAAAAGUAGGGGUUUAUGGUCAGAAGUAGCUUUGCUGAUGUGCUUUACAGAGAUAUCAUCAUAAUGAACCAGAAUUUUGUUGUUCACCAACACUCUGUCUAGCCUUCUGUAGACCAUACCAUUCCUCCUUCCCCCAGACCAAGUGAAGGCAGAACCUAUAGUUGGGGGGUAGUGAGAUCACAGGAUUCCAUGCACUCUUUGAAAUCAUCCAUAUCUGAUUGCUUGGGGAGGUGAUUAGAGUGAAUUCAGAUCCUGCCACAGUUUCCUCCUUUCUAAGCCUGAGUGCUUACCAUAUACAGUGUGGGGGGUCGGAGGGAUUGGUAAGAUUAACCUUGUCACCCAAUAAUUCACUCUCCACAUUACAUGGAGAUAUGCCCGUCUUACCCUUGCCAGAGGGAGCUUUUCCGGUGGGUAAAUGGUUUUGGUUUAGAGCAUGAAAAUCAUGCUUGUGACCAAGCUUUUUGCAGAGGGUGCAGUACAGAGGUCUAUCUUCAUACCCACAAUUGGUCUCCCCAAUAAUGAACUAAUGGUGAAAAGAGACUAGAAGUCAAUGAGGUAAUGGAAAUUUCUUGGGUCUCAUUGAGAUGUUACAAGAGUUUGAUCUAGUUAUUCGAGAGCAUGUUCGACGAAUCACAAAUGAUGAGCUUCAUGUGCAUUAUCUCGGGCACAAGAUCCAGAAUGAGCUCAUACUUGAUUUAGCCCAAGAGAUUAAGAAGGAAAUCAUCAAGAAGAUAAAGGAAGCCAAGUACUACUCAAUCAUACUUGAUUGUACCCCUGAUAUAAGUCACCAAGAGCAGAUGAGUAUGAUAGUGAGGUAUUUAAAUUUUUCAGGUAAUUCUAUUACUGUGGAAGAGUCCUUUUUAGGCUUCUUAAAUGUUAAUGAUACCACCGGAAAAGGACUAUUUGAUGUCACAAUUGAGGAGUUAAAGUCUCUUGGUCUUGAAAUUGAUGAUAUUCGUGGUCAAGGUUAUGAUAAUGGGGCAAAUAUGAAAGGAAAACACCAAGGAGUUCAAAAAAGAUUUUUGGAUGUCAAUCCUAGAGCAUUUUACACUCCUGGUUGUCAUUCUCUUGAUCUUACAUUAUGUGAUAUGGCUCAGAGUUGUGUUAAAGGGAAGAUUUUUUUUGGAGCCAUCCAAAAAAUUUAUACUAUCUUUGCACAUUCAAUUAGUCGGUGGCAAAUUUUGAAAGAUAAUGUUAAAGGUUGGAGUCUUAAGCCAUUAUCUCAAACUCGUUGGGAAAGUCAUGUUGAGAGUAUUAAGGCAAUUAGAAUGCAACUUGCCGAUGCACAAGAAGCUUUGCUUGAAGUUGAAGAAAAAGAUAGUGAUAGUACAAUUGUUCAUACAACAAAGUCACUAGCAGAAAAUCUUAGUGAAUUUGAGUUUUUGGUAUCAAUUGUUAUUUGGUAUCAAAUAUUAAACCAGGUAAAUAUACUGAGCAAGAAGUUACAAUCAAAGGAUAUGCAUCUUGAUAUUGCUAUUAAAGAGAUAAAUGGAUUGAUUGACUACUUCAAGGGUUAUAGAGAAACUGGUUAUUCAAAAGCAAUUGAUGAAGCAAAGGAGAUAGCUGCUGAAAUGGAUAUACCUUCGAUAUUUCCAGAAAAGCGUUUGAUUUGAAGGAAAAAAGGAGUUGAUGAGAGUUCAAGUAGCGAAGAAGUUUCAUUUACAAAUGAAGAGAAUUUCAGGGUCAAUUUCUUCUCUUAUGUUGUGGAUACAGCCAUAUCUUCUCUUGAGAUGAGAUUUGAACAAUUCAAAGACUAUGAGAGAUUAUUUGGGUUUUUGUUUUCACAUAAGUUGAGUGGAAUUGAAGAAAAAGAGCUUAAGUUG
Cuscuta campestris is the source of this 2245-nucleotide messenger RNA. Lineage: Eukaryota; Viridiplantae; Streptophyta; Magnoliopsida; Solanales; Convolvulaceae. The record is from the annotation of a GenBank genome assembly.